AUGCCACCACCAUCAGCGAUCUCACAUGUACUCGAACUGUGUCUCUACGUCAAGGACAUCCAAAAAUCCAACACCUUCUACACCUCCAUCCUCGGCCUACAACCCGAAGAACUCAAACCCGCAAUCCUCAAAGAACGCAUGUCCGUCUUCCCCGUCGGAAAUACCACAAUUCUCCUCUUCACCCUAGGCCAAACAAACGAAGACGUAUAUCCCAUUCCCUCACAACCAGAUCUCUGCGUACCAAAACACGGCCCCGAAGAGAAAGUCAUGAAAGCUUUAGUCGAAGGCGGAGAACAGCUUCGACAACAUUAUUGUCUCGCAGUAGAAACCAAAGCUGAAGCAUUACAAUGGGAGAAAUAUUUGAAGGAAAAAGGUGUAGAAUGUCACGGGAAGAUGGAAUGGCCACGGGGAGGCUAUAGCGUGUAUUUCCUUGAUCCAGAUGGACAUGUUGGUGAGAUUGCGAGUCGUGGGAUUUGGGCGCAUUGGUAA
Cercospora beticola is the source of this 489-nucleotide messenger RNA. RefSeq lists its product as uncharacterized. Lineage: Eukaryota; Fungi; Ascomycota; Dothideomycetes; Mycosphaerellales; Mycosphaerellaceae. The record is from RefSeq and is a predicted model, not a curated record.